Molecule: messenger RNA, 3252 nt
Organism: Mucor velutinosus
Lineage: Eukaryota; Fungi; Mucoromycota; Mucoromycetes; Mucorales; Mucoraceae
Exons: 4
Coding region: 1-3252 (1083 amino acids)
Source: RefSeq, a predicted model, not a curated record
AUGCCUCAGGCCACUACGUCUACAUCCACUGGUGAAAGUGCAUCCAUCCCAGCUACACCGGUUAUUGCUCCUUCUGACUCUGUAGCGUUCCUUCGCCGCGACCUCUCUGGCAAGAACAUGGCAUCCGACAUGUUUUCUGUGUCUGGCGCCCCUUCAUAUGCAGUAAUGUCUCCAAUCUCACAUAAUCCCUCUGAUAUAUCCAUGGUUGAAGCUCCCCCAGACAAUGUAGAAUACCGCACUUGUACCGUGUCUUUCAAGAGCCUUUUACGAAAGGGUGUGCCUUCCGACCUCGUCGAGUCAUUUUUGCCGAAGCUAAAUACUGCAUUGCAUGAUGUAUCUGACUAUGUUAUGGACUUGCAAUUGGUGGUAUAUACAUUGAUGCUCUCAAUGAAGUACUUGCAGCUCGUAGCUUGUAGUGGUGAUAUUCAGCUGAAGAAAGCUCAUGGUUUCCAAAUACAAGAUAUCCUCCCAGCAGGCUACAAUAUGAAAACUGAUGUCACUACCUCUGCUCCUCCAUUAUCCUCUAAUGCCUUGAAGUUUACGGCUUUUUGCAGCGGUGUCAAGGGUCUUUUCCAGAGCAGACACAUUGAUUACCUGCAUAUUGCUUUGUUUGGCCAAAGAGGUACCAAGAUCUCGCACACUGCAUUUGCUGCUCUGUCGUCCGCCAAUUCGCCAAUACUCGAUGCUAUCGUAAGGGAUACGCCUCAACCUGCUAAUGAACUCAUGAUGGUGGCUCGAGGAUUGUACAAAACAAAUCUCGAAAACAUGUGGACAAGUAAUAAGCAAAGAAAGGCACAGGGCAAACCAGAAGACAACAACUGGGCGAAGCUGGCCAGAAAUAGUCAAGAGCGCAUAACUCACAUGUACGCUGAUGCCAAGCGUCCUGUCAAGGCUGUUUCUACUUCUGGUACUACAUCUGAUCAAGCUGCUGUAUCUGCUUCUGGCUCAGGUUCUUUUACUACAGCUGUAUCUACUCCUACUGAUCCUUCUAGCACUUCUGAUGCUGUUGCUGCCUCCAAUGCUAGUUUUGGUAUUGAUAGUGCUGGUAUGCCUAUUGACAAACUGCUCCCUCUUUCUGAACUGAUAGACGAGGAAGACGACCAAGAAGAAGAGGAAGGCACCCGUGAUCUGCCUAGAAGACGAAUUAUGAUUCUCAAAGCUAUCCUGAUAAAUCUCUUGGUGAGGCAAGCUGGAAAGUCUAUUACCCAUACACAGCUCAAGAAGGAACGUCCCGAUAUCGCGGAAGAAGAGAAUCGCUUGCCAUUCUUAUUGUUGGCCAAUGGUAUCUUUUGCUCUGUUGGCUACCACAAGUUUGCCGUGGAUCUGUGUCCAAUUUCUUCCUGUGGCUCAUUACAUGCAAUGCGUGUGGACGCGGCCUCUCUGUAUGCCUUAUGUACCAGAGGUGAUGAUCAAAUGGAUAUCUUUGACUUUCAAGGAUUUGUCAUAGAAAACGUUGGGAUAGCAAGACAAUACAAGGAUGCCGUGUUUAAUUCUUUUUUCGACAUUCGUGCCAUUACGCAAGCCUGCAAGUCCUUUGGUCUGACAUUUGCUCACAACCUCACCAUUCUGCCUGGUCUUACUUCUGUCCGUAUUUUGGGUACCAAACCAAGUUCUAACAAGUCAGUUUCCAAUGCGAAGAAACCUCUAGAUAUUGAUUGGGAUACCGUGAGAGAGCUUCAAACCAGAACUAAUCAAGCAUUGAAGAAGGACAUUGACCAACUGGAAACCGAUAUCAAGACUGUGUCUGAUGAGCUGAAGGCUGCAAACAAGGACCACAAGAAGGAGCAGUAUUCUACAAGGAUCACGGACUUGAAGAAGCAAUGGCAUACUGAUCGUAGCAAACACCAAGAAAUCAAAGAGCUGAAGGCUCAAAGAUACCAGUUGUUCAUUGCCAUCAAACAGGUCAAGCAACAACUGUCCAACAUGAGAACUCGUGCCUUUUUGACAAGGAAAGCCAUUGAAUAUAGAAACAAAGACACCCUUCUUGUAUCAAAUAACGAGCCUCCUCCUUCUGACCAACAUCUCGAUUCAAUGGUGUUUUCGGGUACUGAUAACGGGCUGGCUGUAAUGACAGAAACUAUUGGCAUGAAUCUGAACAAAUACAAAUAUCACUUGUCACUGCAUAAUAGAUUCUCUCCUCUAACCCAUCUCGAUGCUGAUGAAAACAAUUUGUCUGAUAGAACUGGUAUUGCGGCUGGUAACGAUGGCAAUGGCGUUGAUCAAGUUAUUACAAACGACGCUAGUGACAAGGAUGAAAUUCGUGAUGGCACUGUUAAAUGCGAUGGAGAUCUCAAUGGCGAUAUGUCUAUUGGUAAUGAUUUUAGUGGCGAUGUUUAUAGUGGCGAUAUUUCUGAUGUUCCUGAUGCUGAUGAUGGCGACGCCAGUGCUACUGCUAAUGAUCGUGGUCAGACAACAACAUUUGAACCUCUGCCAGAGUCAUACAAGAUGCGUGCUGAAGAUGUCGACUUUGGUUCUGGCCAAUUUAUGAGGCGAAAGAUCACUUUGAAAGACAGGAAAGCAACAGAAGAAGGAAAGAAGGUUCAAGAGAUUGAGCAGCAAUUGCCGAGAUCCAGUGUGUUCAGAGCCAAAGAGGUAGAGGAUGUCAUGUCAAAUCUUGAUGCACACAGAAGCAAUGGCCAAGCAUUGCGAGCGUUCUACCACUCAAAGAAGCAGAAUACUCUUUCUAACAAGGUUGAGCACAUUGACAGGCGUUUCCGUUCUCGUUUCGCUUCGCGUGAAAGAUCCUUUUGUGCUGGUGUUCGUCCCCAAACGUCACUUACUAUGUUCAUUGGAGAUCGUGGUCUUUGUGUCGGCUCUCGUUUGAAGGGUCAUUUGAAGUAUGGUGGAAAAUGGAAGCCUCGCUUACAUUCAUCUGUCGCCACUGUGCAUACUACCAACGAACACAAGACAUCCCAGACGUGCAUGUACUGCUUUGGUCCCAUCUCUCAUCCCACACAAACCACCAAAGCAAAAGAUGGUAAGACCAAGACAAGGUCCAUUCAUGAUGCAUUCCUGUGCUUAAAUCCUGCCUGCGUGUCCGUUCUCAAUCACAGAGCCAUUCAAGGUAGAGACAAGACAUCUGCUUUAGCCAUCGCUGUCUCUGGGCUUUCCACUCUCUUAUUCAGGCAGCUAUUGCCUGUAUUCAAUCCAAAACCCAGUCAAUCCAACACUGGCAUUAUUUACAAGACCACCUCUUUUUGCAACAGAAACGAGAAACGGGACGGCAGCGGUGCUGCAUUAGUGGACGCUUGA